Messenger RNA from Lentinula edodes (shiitake mushroom), 762 nucleotides. RefSeq lists its product as uncharacterized. Bases 1 to 762 code for a protein of 253 amino acids. The transcript has 3 exons. Lineage: Eukaryota; Fungi; Basidiomycota; Agaricomycetes; Agaricales; Omphalotaceae. The record is from RefSeq and is a predicted model, not a curated record.
AUGACCAUAACACUAUACGACUUUCCCGCCAAACGAGAUGAGCAUACCGCUUGGAAUCCGAAUGUUUGGAAGACGAGGUAUAGUCUUGUUUACAAGAACCUCCCGUACCGAACAGUCCUGGUCGAGUUUCCUGACCUCGAGCAUAUCAUGCAGCUGCUCGGCGCCGCGCCCACCGAGACUAAGCCUGACGGUAGCCCGAAAUAUACACUUCCAGUCAUCCACGAUUCCGCUACAAACGCCGUCGUCUCAAACUCAUUUACCAUCGCACAAUACCUUGAAGAGACAUACCCCUCUCCUCCCCUUUUUCCCAACGGAACUCAUGCAUUCCACGCGUCUUUUAACGACCUAUUUCCGGCGAGAAUAGAACCUAUGCUCCAAUUUCUUAUUCCAUCGAUUGCAUGUGUGUUAAAUCCACGAAGCGAGGUAUAUUUUCGCCGCACUCGGAAGGAAAUGUUCGGAAUGGAACUCACCGAGUUAUACCCGGCGAAGGGGUCUGAGAAAAGGGAUCAGGAGUGGCGGAGGUUCGAGGAGGGACUUGGUAUGCUGGAUAGGACUAUGCGAAAAAGCGAUAUUUUAAUCAUGGGAGGAAAUUUGCCAUGCUUCGCAGACUUUACAGUUGCAGGCUGGUUGUGUUCCUUCCGGACCGUUUUUGGAGCGGACAGUGAGGAAUGGAGAGGUUUAAUGCAAUGGCACGAUGGAAGGUGGUAUAGGUUUAUGAAAGCACUAGAAAAGUACGAGCACGAUUCUGACCUCAAACGUUAG